UCAUUUGGAGCAUACCUGUAGAAUAUGGAAGAUAAUGAAAAAUUGUUUAAGUGGUGUCCAAAUUUUACUCUUGAGGAAUUCUGACUGUCAAUAUUGCCAGAAUAAUUAAAAUGACCAAGACUAACGAAUAAAAAGUAAUCAAGUGAUCGAAAUCACUAUGACUUUCGACUUUAUUCAAUCGAUCAUUGUUCUGCAUGCAGGCAUGAACGCGUUAAAACAUUAUGAGCGAUUCAUGUUUCCUCGAAUACGCUAUAUAUAUUUGCCUAUAAUUAUGUAAUUUUAUAUUGAUUAUUUAGACUUUUUUUAACCAAGACCAGCAUUUGGUGCGGUUAAUGCGUCUCUUCUCUAUUUCUUGCCACGUAUUCUAACGUGUCCCUUGAUCUCUACCAGUGCACCACUGUGCGCUACAGUGCUCUCCAUAGAUCGUAUUCCAAUUGAAGUCCAAACCCAUCAAAUUUUUAUAUAAGCAAUUUCUCUUCCUCUAAAAACGAACAUUUAACUUUCAAGAUGAAUCGUUUUAUGAAAGUUCUCAAGAGUAAGGAAACUCGUGAUUAUUUUAUGAGCACGCACUUUUGGGGACCCAUUGCUAAUUGGGCGAUACCAAUUGCUGCCAUCGCUGAUAUCCAAAGGGAUCCCAAGUACAUUAGUGGUAAAAUGACCUUUGCCUUAUGCUUAUAUUCAGCAAUGUUCAUGAGAUUUGCAAUCAAGGUGCAACCACGCAACAUGCUUUUAUUUGCCUGCCACUUUGUUAAUGAAGGUGCACAAAUUACGCAAGGUUGUAGAUUUAUUAAGCAUCAUUAUCUUAGUAAGAAGGAACAAUAAGUCGAAAGAUAUACAUGAUAUUAACUUUAAGAUAAUAGGAAUUUGUAUUAAUAUAUAU
Molecule: messenger RNA, 880 nt
Organism: Trachymyrmex septentrionalis
Lineage: Eukaryota; Metazoa; Arthropoda; Insecta; Hymenoptera; Formicidae
Gene: Mpc1
Product: mitochondrial pyruvate carrier 1-like
Exons: 3
Coding region: 508-822 (104 amino acids)
Biological process (GO): pyruvate import into mitochondria
Cellular component (GO): mitochondrial inner membrane
Source: RefSeq, a predicted model, not a curated record